Messenger RNA from Physella acuta, 503 nucleotides. RefSeq lists its product as uncharacterized. NCBI's taxonomy places the organism in Eukaryota, Metazoa, Mollusca, Gastropoda, Physidae. The record is from RefSeq and is a predicted model, not a curated record.
CCCAACCACUAGAAGUAAAAACUGCAGGACGAAGAACACCUAGAUCUGUUCACUUCUGCUAGUCAUCGUUUGGCUAUGUUGGCUCUUCUGGUCCUGGCUAGUAUUUUGGCGUCUGCUUGUGGCAAAAUCGGGGAAGACUGUCACGUGACCUCGGAAUGCGACCCAGCGGAAUGUUGCCAGAUGCUCCGGAUGUAUACGUUCAAUUUUGUACACAACACCAUGACGCUAUCAAACCCCCUCAACAACGCGACCUGCCAGAGAUACGACCCUGUGGGUGAGGACUGCGACCCUUUUGAUAAGAUGAGCGGUUUGUGUGGAUGUGAGCCUGGCUCGAUGUGUAGCGGCCAGGACGUGCUGACCUCCAGUCUUCAUGGACGGGCAACCCUACCACCGACCCCCGCCCCGGGGUACACCAGGAUAUAUGAGUGCGUCAAGGAGGAGGCUGCGGCUCACACCGGGUGAAGGAACUUGCCAAAGUAUUUGUUCAAUAAAUUCAGACUGUU